This is a messenger RNA of Rana temporaria (common frog), 2071 nucleotides long. RefSeq names its product integumentary mucin C.1-like. The record is from RefSeq and is a predicted model, not a curated record. Lineage: Eukaryota; Metazoa; Chordata; Amphibia; Anura; Ranidae. The coding region runs from base 1 to 1767 and encodes 588 amino acids. The transcript has 14 exons. Gene Ontology annotation, biological process: maintenance of gastrointestinal epithelium.
AUGGGAAGCCAUGUCACAAUAUCAACUCCCUACAUGCACCAGCCAAGACUUAUAGUCACACAUUUGGAGGAAAAUUUCCUCAUAGUUCCUCAUCGGCACCAACAUGUGCAGCCUGUAAAAAUUAUUAAUUACUAUUUCAAAAAUAAUAUUUUUCAAUUUUUCUUCUUAGAUAAGGCUCAGUGCUCGGUGAUACCGGGUGACAGAAUAGAGUGCGGAUAUGCAGGAAUUAGUUCUGAAGAAUGCCGUUCCAGAGGAUGCUGCUUUGACUCAUCUAUUCGCGGGGUCAAAUGGUGCUUCCGCUCCAACGACUACAAUAAGGCUCAGUGCUCGGUGAUACCGGGUGACAGAAUAGAGUGCGGAUAUGCAGGAAUUAGUUCUGAAGAAUGCCGUUCCAGAGGAUGCUGCUUUGACUCAUCUAUUCGCGGGGUCAAAUGGUGCUUCCGCUCCAACGACUACAAUAAGGCUCAGUGCUCGGUGAUACCGGGUGACAGAAUAGAGUGCGGAUAUGCAGGAAUUAGUUCUGAAGAAUGCCGUUCCAGAGGAUGCUGCUUUGACUCAUCUAUUCGCGGGGUCAAAUGGUGCUUCCGCUCCAACGACUACAAUAAGGCUCAGUGCUCGGUGAUACCGGGUGACAGAAUAGAGUGCGGAUAUGCAGGAAUUAGUUCUGAAGAAUGCCGUUCCAGAGGAUGCUGCUUUGACUCAUCUAUUCGCGGGGUCAAAUGGUGCUUCCGCUCCAACGACUACAAUAAGGCUCAGUGCUCGGUGAUACCGGGUGACAGAAUAGAGUGCGGAUAUGCAGGAAUUAGUUCUGAAGAAUGCCGUUCCAGAGGAUGCUGCUUUGACUCAUCUAUUCGCGGGGUCAAAUGGUGCUUCCGCUCCAACGACUACAAUAAGGUUCAGUGCUCUGUGAGUCCAGCUGACAGAACAGACUGCGGAUAUCCAGGAAUUAGUUCUGAAGAAUGCCGUUCCAGAGGAUGCUGCUUUGACAAAUCUAUUCCCGGGGUCAAAUGGUGCUUUUUCUCCAAAAACUACAAUAAGGCUCAGUGCUCGGUUAGUCCAGCUGACAGAAAAGAAUGCGGAUAUCCAGGAAUAAGUUCAGAAGAAUGCCUUUCCAGAAGAUGCUGCUUUGACUCAUCUAUUCCCGGGGUCAAAUGGUGCUUCCACAAAAAGAUCUACAAUACGGCUCAGUGCUCAGUGAGUCCGGCUGACAGAACAGACUGCGGAUAUGCAGGAAUUAGUUCCAAAGAAUGCAAUUCCAGAGGAUGCUGUUUCGACUCAUCUAUUCCCGGGGUCAAAUGGUGCUUCUUCCCCAACAACUACAAUACAGCUCAGUGCUCCGUGAGUCCGGGUGACAGAAAAGAGUGCGGAUAUCCAGGAAUUAGUUCUGAAGAAUGCCAAUCCAGAGGAUGUUGCUUUGACCCAUCUAUUCCCGGGGUCAAAUGGUGCUUCCACAAAAAGAACUACAUUAACGCCCAGUGCUCGGUGAGUCCAGCUGACAGAACAGACUGCGGAUAUGCGGGAAUUAGUUCCAAAGAAUGCAAUUCCAGAGGAUGCUGCUUUGACCCAUCUAUUCCUGGCGUCAAAUGGUGCUUCUUCCCCAACAGCUACAAUACGGCUCAGUGCUCGGUUAGUCCGGCUGACAGAAAAGAAUGCGGAUAUCCAGGAAUUAGUACCAAAGAAUGCCAAUCCAGAGGAUGCUGCUUUGACUCAUCUAUUCCUGGGGUCAAAUGGUGCUUCUUCCCCAAAUUGCUACAAACGCCAACUUGACGAAGCUUGAAAGCCCAUGAAGUUUGUUUGUAUCUGGAAUUAGUGAUCUUCCUGACUAAUUUGUUAAUAUGUAUGCAGUAUGGAUUCUUUUUUAUUUGUUUUGGUUAUGUUAUCUCUGUACUUACUCAAACAAUACUUCAGUAGAUAGAUUUAUAUUUUGCACAUUGUAAUCGGUGUUGUCUUAUUAUGUUGCUAUAGUCAGAUUUUGGUUGGCUUAGUAAGGACUCUUCAUUUUGUUGAUUAUAGUUGAUUAUCGUUAUAGCUUAAUGUAGAUGUCAAAUCCAAAAUAAAUGUAAUUUCGUUU